Solanum dulcamara is the source of this 925-nucleotide messenger RNA. Its product is annotated as chaperone protein dnaJ 11, chloroplastic-like. The record is from RefSeq and is a predicted model, not a curated record. The transcript has a single exon. Bases 90 to 578 code for a protein of 162 amino acids. NCBI's taxonomy places the organism in Eukaryota, Viridiplantae, Streptophyta, Magnoliopsida, Solanales, Solanaceae.
UCCUCCAUUUUUCCAUCUAUCCAAAACACUCACACCAUCAUUUUCUCCAAUAACUAACCAAAUUCUUCUAGAACAAUCAUUCCAAAUCCAUGGCUUCUUCUUCUUCUUUUCUUCUCUCCACUUCAAUUACCGGCUCCAAACUCUCCGCCGCUGCACCACAGCCGAGCUCCGUUAGCUUGCGACGGCGGCCGUUCUCUGUUUCCUCCGCUUACUCCACUGCAGAGAGGACUACUUCUUCUUCUACUACUACUACUAGCUCUACAAUCGCCUCAUAUACAUCGUUAUACGAAGUUUUGGGGAUUCAAAUAGGAGCUAAUUCUCAUGAAAUUAAAUCUGCUUACCGGAAAUUAGCCAGAAUUUUGCAUCCGGAUGUGGUCCGGUUUCAGCAGAAUUCGUCGGCGGAGGACUUUAUUAGAGUUCAAUCAGCUUAUGAUACUCUCUCCGACCCGGAAAAACGUGCUAAUUAUGAUCGGAAACUAUUUGGGAAUAGAAUUCCACGGCCUGUUGAUUUCUCGUCGGCGGGAGUUCGUAGCCAUUAUACUGUUCGCCGGAAAUGGGAAACCGAUCAGUGUUGGUAGAUUUUUCGAAAUCUCCCGCCCGAUUAUUCCGAAAUCACACUAGAUUUUAGCCCUCCUACUCGAGGAGGACUCUAAUUUCAGGUUGUAACUCGAUCCUGAAACAUUGAUUAACGAAUGAUUAGAUCCAUUAGUUUUUAAAAUUAUUGAUAGGUCUUAGUUCCAUUUGAACAGUACAUGCAAAUGUGACUUUAUGUAUAUACUAUUUUUUAAACUUUUGUUGUGUUAUUUGGGUGAAAGAUAAAAAAUCACACGAAGUUUUUGAAGUCUGAAAGUUCAUCAAAAUUGUCCAUCAACGUUUGUAUUAUAAGAAUUCGCAAUAUAAUACUUUCUUAUCUUUUAAAGUUUAA